Dermatophagoides farinae (American house dust mite) is the source of this 5243-nucleotide messenger RNA. RefSeq names its product tankyrase (gene Tnks). The record is from RefSeq and is a predicted model, not a curated record. Lineage: Eukaryota; Metazoa; Arthropoda; Arachnida; Sarcoptiformes; Pyroglyphidae. Gene Ontology annotation, molecular function: protein binding; NAD+ poly-ADP-ribosyltransferase activity.
UACAACCGAAUUUAUCAUCAUCGUCUAUUGUUUCAUCGGCUGCAACUACAACAACAACAAUAACAACAACUACAACGGCCACUGGCAUUAAUCAUCCAUUACAAUCUUCAUCAUCAACAACAUGUUCCACAUUGUCUACAUCAACAAUAUCGACCAUUUCUUCCAUUAAUAAUAAUGGCCACCAAUCAUUGCUUUACAGUCCAUCAUCAUCGUUAUAUCAACGAAAUAAUAAACAACAACAACAACAACAGCAUUCACAAACACCACUGUCAAUAUCGACUGAUUCAAAUCAUCAUCAACAUUCUUUGAUGCCAAUAACAACACAAACCUCGUUAUCACCAUCAUCAUCAACUACUACAUCAACAACCAUAACUCAACAACAGGCUCCAUUAUUAUCAUCUAUUCCGGAAAAUCAUCAUCAUAAUGGGCAACAGGUGUUGAUUUCAUCUGCUCAUCCUCAUUCUUCUUCUACACCAUUUUCAAUCAGUUCAAUGAUCAAUAUGAUCAAUCCUACACCAUCAUCGUUAAUAAUGGAUUAUUCUUCAUCAUCAUUAUCAUCAUCAUCAAAUCCUUUGAAUAUUUAUCAUCCUAAUCAUAAUCAUGCACAGCAACAAAAUAGUACGUCUAAAACAAAAUUAGCAUCACCAAUCACAGCCAUCAACACAUCAUCAUCAUCGUCAACAUUAUUAAUACAUUCCCCUGCACAAUCAUCUUGUCCAUCAUUGGAUGUACACCAUCUUGGAACGACAGCUACGGCUGCAACAACAGCAGCAUCAAUUAUGAUAAUAAAAGAUAUAUUUCAAGCUUGUAAAAUUGGUGAUUUAAAUCGAUUAAAAAAAUUAAUCAAUUCAAAUAAUGUUAAUGUUCGUGAUCCAUCUGGUGGUGGACGAUCAACGCCACUACAUUUUGCAUCCGGUUUUGGUCGUUUAGAUGUUGUUGAUUUUCUCAUACAACAAGGUGCUAAUAUUCAUGCCAAAGAUGAUGGUGGUCUAGUACCUUUGCACAAUGCCUGUAGUUUUGGUCACAUUGAAGUUGUAAAAUUAUUAUUGAAAAAUGGUGCCGUUCCAAAUGUCAAAGAUAAUUGGCAUUUUACACCAUUAAUGGAAGCAGCCAUUAAAGGUAAACUCGAAGUUUGUCUUUAUCUAUUGCAAAAAGGAGCCGAUGCCCGGUUAACGAAUUCGGAGAGCAAAACUGCAUUAGAAUUGGCCUCACCAUUAGUCAAACCAGUGUUAACUGGUGAUUAUCGUAAACACGAACUUCUUGAAGCUGCUCGUAAUGGUUAUGAAGAAAAAGUUUUAUCAUUGUUGACACCAUUAAAUGUUAAUUGUCAUGCAUCCGAUGGACGACGUUCGACACCGCUUCAUUUGGCUGCCGGAUAUAAUCGUUUGAAAAUUGUUCAAAUUUUACUUAAAAAUGGUGGUGAUGUUCAUGCAAAAGAUAAAGGUGGUCUAGUGCCAUUGCACAAUGCUUGUAGUUAUGGACAUUUUGAAGUCUGUGAACUACUCAUCAAACAUGGUGCCGAAGUGAAUGCAUCAGAUCAUUGGCAAUUCACGCCGUUACAUGAAGCUGCAGCCAAAAUGCGUGUUGAAGUUUGUGCAUUAUUAUUGGCACAUGGUGCCGAUCCAACAUUAGUUAAUUGUCAUAAUAAAUCCGUGCUAGACAUUUGUCCAACACCAGAUCUACAGGACCGUAUUAUGAAAGAAUAUCGUGGUCAUCAAUUUUUCGAUGCAAUUAUCAGCGCUACGGAUAUUUCAAAAUUAAAAAAAUUCAUCAAUACUGAAACUAUUCAAUUUAAACAUCCUUUGACUGGCAAUACAGCCCUACAUGUAGCCGUAUCGCUCAAUUGUCAAUCGAUAUCUAAUCCACAAAUGACACCAAAACUUCAUAAACAAAUUAUUGAUCUACUAAUACGUAAAUCACCUGGAAUAGUUAAUGAAAAAAAUGGAAAAUUUCUAACACCAUUACAUUUGGCUUCUGAUCGUGGCUAUACUGAUCUAAUGGAAGUAUUAUUGAAACAUGGUGCCAAAAUCAAUGCUGUCGAUUCAUUAGGACAGACAGCUUUACAUCGUGCUUCAAGAAAUGGACAACUUUGUUCUGUACAAACAUUACUAUCGUAUGGAGCGGAUUUAAUGUUAGUCAAUAUACAUGGUUUAACUGCAGAACAAAUGGCUGCUACUGAACAGGUACAAAAAUUGAUCGCUUCACAUAGAUUAACAUCACGUGGCAAUCCUGAACAUCAGCUUCUUGAAGCAUCACGACAAGGUGAAUUAGAUUUAGUACGAACAAUCCUUUCAAAAUAUCCACAUCUUGUCAAUUGUCGUGAUGUUGAUGGUAGACAAUCAACACCGUUACAUUUUGCUGCCGGUUAUAAUCGAAUUGAUGUUGUUGAAUAUCUUCUUGAACAUGGUGCCGAUGUUCGAGCUAAAGAUAAAGGUGGUCUUGUACCAUUACAUAAUGCAUGUAGCUAUGGACAUUUCGAAGUUGCCGAAUUAUUAUUGAAAAAAGGUGCCAAUGUUAAUGCUACAGAUUUAUGGAAAUACACUGCCUUACAUGAAGCUUCAUCUAAAGGAAAAAUUGACAUUGUCAAAUUAUUACUAAGACAUGGUGCCGAUGUUACAAAGAAAAAUCGUGAUGGCGAUACACCAUUAGAUCUAGUUAAACAGGAAGAUGUAGAAAUUUCCGAUCUCUUAUUGGGCAAUGUUGCCAUUUUAGAUGCAGCUAAAAAAGGUGAAUUAGGACGUUUAAUUCGAUUAGUUACAGCCGAGAAUGUAAAUUGUCGUGAUAGUCAAGGUAGAAAUUCAACACCAUUACAUUUAGCUGCUGGUUAUAAUAAUUUUGAAGUUGCCGAAUUUUUGCUGGAUAAAGGUGCCGAUGUCAAUGCACCAGAUAAAGGUGGAUUAAUUCCAUUACAUAAUGCAGCAAGUUAUGGUCAUUUAGAUAUUGCUGCAUUAUUGAUCAAACAUGAUACCAAUGUCAAUGCCACUGAUCGUUGGGGAUUUACACCAUUACAUGAAGCUGCACAAAAAGGUCGUACACAACUUUGUGCACUUUUAUUGGCACAUGGUGCUGAUCCUACCAUGAAAAAUUAUGAAGGUCAAACAGCACUAGAUCUAGCAUCGGCCGAAGAUGUCAAAUGUUUAUUGAUGGAUGCACAACUUGAACCACCAUUGUAUUCAACAUCAUUAGGAAUUACAACGGCUACUUCAGCUACUGGUAGUACCAUAUCUUCAGCAAUAACGAAUCCUUCUCAACCAUCAUCUGAACAUAUGAUAACGACGACGACAACAACAACGACAAAUGCCAAUAGUAGUGAUCAGAAACAAUCCAUUACGAAUCAAUCACAAACGGAAUCAUCAUCAUCAUCAAUGAUACAACAAUCAGAUUUAAUGCAACAAUUGAUUCGACAAAUGAUGAUGAUAGUUGGUAAUAAUCAGAAUUUGAUCAAUUCUUCUGGUGAUACGAUGACCACUGCUUCUGCUGCUAUAGGUGAUACUUUCUCUUCAUUAUCCAUUCAAUCGAAUGAAUCAUUUAUAGAUGGAUCAUUGCCAUUAUUACCAUCAUCAUCAUCAUCCACUGUAUCAACAACAUCAUCAUCAAGACAAGUAAAUCAAUUGAAUAAUGAAUCUGUACCAUCAUCAUUAGCAUUGCUUCUAUCACAACGUAAUGCUGAUAAUGUAAAUGGUGAUCGAUGUCCAGAAAAUAUUCUUACAAUAAACAAUAAUAAUGAAAAUGAUGAUACUUCUGUUGAUCAUCAUCAUCAAUCGAUUGUUGAUAAUAAUUCAUCCGAUAAUAUAUCGAAAAUAAAUCCACAACCUGGUGAUGGUUCAUCUGAUGUCCAGCAAUCGAUUCAAUCAAAUUCUUUACAAUCAAAUAAAGAUCAAAAUUCAACUCAUCAAACAGCUUCAAAUAAUAACAACAACAAUAACAAUUCUUCCGCCGCUUCAAAUAAUAACAACAAGCUAACCAAUUAUUUGCCAGUCUCAAAUAUACCACCUAGUAUAACUAUACCAAUGUUUUUAUCAACAUUGGGUCUAGAUUUUUUAACACCCAUAUUAAUGUGUGAACAUAUUACGAUGGAUAUUUUAGCCGAAAUGGGUCAUGAAGAAUUGAAAGCAAUCGGUGUAACUGCCUAUGGUCAUCGACAUCGAAUAUUGAAAGGUAUAGAAAAAUUAUUGAUCUCAUCAUCAACAUUAUAUGAUACAAUUGAUGGUUCUGGUUUGGUUGUACGUGCCAAUCAUCAAUUGGAACCGUUAACACAAGCAUUGAAUGGUAACCAAUUUUUAGGAACUGCCAUUACAAAUGCUAAUGCUAUCACUGUGAUGACACCAAGUGGAACGGUUGUACCAUUACCAGCAGCAUCUCCUUCAUUUGUUUCUUCAACUUCAACUAAUAACAAUAACUAUCAAUCUUUAUUGAAUAGUAGUAAUAGUAGUUCUGGUUCACCAUCAUUAUCAUCAUCAUCACCCACACCUGGAAUAUCAAUGAUUCAUACGACUACGUUUUUGAUUCAAUUAUCAUCCGAUGAUCGUGAAUAUCGUGCUGUUGAAGAUGAAAUGCAAUCAACUAUUAGAGAACAUAAAGAUGGUGGUCAAGCUGGUGGUGUGUUUACUAGAUAUCGAAUAUUUCGUAUACAGAAAAUGAUUAAUCUAAAAUUAUGGCAACGAUAUCUACAUCGUCGUCAAGAGAUUUGUGAAGAAAAUCAUGGAUUCGCUAAUGAAAGAAUGUUGUUCCAUGGAUCGCCAUUCAUUAAUUCCAUCGUACAAAAAGGAUUCGAUGAACGUCAUGCAUAUAUUGGUGGAAUGUUUGGUGCAGGAAUUUAUUUCGCUGAAAAUAGCUCUAAAUCAAAUCAAUAUGUUUACGGUAUUUGUGGUGGUAGUGGUUGCCCAAUGCAUAAAGAUCGUUCAUGUUAUCAAUGUAAAAGACAGAUGCUAUUAUGUCGUACGAUUUUGGGAAAAUCAUUUUUUCAGUUUAGUGCAUUAAAAAUAGCCCACGCCCCUCCUGGACAUCAUUCAAUUAUUGGACGUCCAAGCGGUGGUGGUCUAUCUUUUCCAGAAUAUGUCAUCUAUCGUGGUGAACAAGCAUAUCCAGAAUAUAUCAUUACUUAUCAGAUAAUAAAACCAGGAUCAUCAUCAUCGACUAAUACCACAACAAAUGACUGAAUCGAUUCAUCACUAAUGAAUUUUUUUAUCAAAUUGACUAUCGAUCUCUUUUUCUAUAUAUAAAUUUUUAUUAUUGUGAUUACA